CCCGAGGCUCCCUUGGAAGCGGGAGGCGUUGCUUUCCCUCCCGCCGCCGGGGGAUGCGCCCGGGCUAAGCGGGGCUCGGCUCCCUCCCGCCGCUCCGUCCGCCCCCCCUCCCCAGUUCUCCUCCUCCUCCUCCUCCCCCCAUCCAGCAGCAUGCAUCCCUCUGCGCGGAGCCCGGCCGCCGCCACCUCCAGCCCUGCCAUGCUGCUGCUGCUCCUGUGCCUGGGCUGGGUGCCGCCGGGCUGGGGCUGGUCGCGGGGCAGCUCCCGGGGGGCUGCCGGGUUGCCCCCCAACGCCACCACGCCGAUCUCCAUCAUGGGCUUGAUGCCGCUCAGCCAGUCCGAGGAGGACCAGAAGAGCAGGAUCGGCCGGGGGGUGCUGCCCGCCGUGCAGCUGGCCAUGGAUCAGAUCCGCAACGAGUCCCUGCUCAACCCCUAUUUCCUGGACCUGCGCCUCUACGACACGGAGUGUGACAAUGCAAAGGGACUCAAAGCCUUUUAUGAUGCAAUAAAAUAUGGACCUAAUCAUCUGAUGGUUUUUGGUGGUGUAUGUGCAACCGUUACCUCUAUCAUUGCUGAAUCUCUAAAAGGAUGGAAUUUGGUUCAGCUUUCAUUUGCAGCAACAACCCCAGAGUUGGCUGACAAGAAAAAAUAUCCUUAUUUCUUCCGGACAGUGCCAUCUGAUAAUGCAGUGAAUCCAGCAAUUUUGAAGUUGCUCAAGUAUUACCAAUGGAAGAGAGUAGGAACUUUAACCCAGGAUGUACAAAGGUUCUCUGAGGUGAGGAAUGAUCUGACUGGUGUUCUGUACGGUGAAGAUAUUGAAAUUUCAGAUACUGAGAGUUUCUCCAAUGACCCUUGCACAAGCGUAAAGAAGCUUAAGGGUAAUGAUGUUCGGAUAAUCCUUGGCCAGUUUGAUGAGGAAAUGGCUGUGAAAGUUUUCUGCUGUGCUUAUGUUGAAGAAAUGUAUGGCAGCAAGUAUCAGUGGAUUAUUCCAGGGUGGUAUGAAAAUCUUUGGUGGGAAUCCUGGAUUAAUUCUUCGCAGUGUCUCAGCAAAAAUCUUCUUGCAGCCAUGGAAGGUUAUAUUGGAGUGGAUUUUGAGCCUCUCAGUUCAAAAAUGAAUAAGACCAUAUCAGGAAGGACUCCACAACAAUAUGAAAGGGAAUAUAACGCAAAGCGUGGUGAUGGACAAUCCAGCAAAUUUCAUGGUUACGCCUAUGACGGAAUAUGGGUGAUUGCCAAGACCUUGCAGCGUGCAAUGAAGUAUCUCAAUGCCACCAACAAGCACCAAAAAAUUGAAGAUUUUAAUUAUACAAAUCACAAACUUGGCAAAAUUUUUCUGGAUGCUAUGAAUGAAACAAACUUUUUCGGAGUAACAGGUCAAGUUGUUUUCAGGAAUGGAGAGAGGAUGGGAACCAUCAAAUUUACGCAGUUCCAAGAAAGAAAGGAAGUGAAGGUGGGAGAGUACAAUGCUGUAGCUGACACGCUGGAAAUAAUCAACAACAGCAUCAGGUUCCAAGGACUUGAACCUCCAAAGGACAAAACAAUUAUACAAGAGGAGCUACGGAAGAUCUCUCUACCACUCUACAGCAUCCUUUCAGCCCUCACAAUCCUAGGAAUGAUAAUGGCCAGUGCUUUCCUGUUCUUUAACAUCAAAAACAGAAAUCAGAAAUUAAUAAAGAUGUCCAGUCCCUACAUGAACAACCUUAUUAUCCUUGGAGGAAUGCUUUCUUAUGCAUCUAUUUUUCUUUUUGGUCUUGAUGGAUCCUUUGUCUCUGAAAAGACAUUUGAAACACUCUGCACAGUCCGAACAUGGAUUCUUACAGUGGGAUAUACAACUGCAUUUGGUGCAAUGUUUGCAAAAACAUGGAGAGUUCAUGCCAUUUUCAAAAAUGUAAAAAUGAAGAAAAAGAUCAUUAAAGACCAGAAGUUAAUGGUGAUAGUUGGAGGGAUGCUACUCAUUGAUCUUUGCAUCUUGAUUUGCUGGCAGGUUGUGGAUCCUUUAAGAAGGACAGUGGAAAAGUAUAACAUGGAGCCGGACCCUGCAGGCAGAGACAUCUCCAUCCGACCCAUCUUGGAGCACUGCGAGAACACUCACAUGACAAUUUGGCUUGGGAUUGUCUACGCAUAUAAAGGGCUCCUGAUGUUAUUUGGUUGUUUCUUAGCCUGGGAAACACGAAAUGUCAGCAUUCCUGCUUUGAAUGACAGCAAAUACAUCGGAAUGAGUGUAUACAAUGUCGGGAUUAUGUGCAUUAUUGGUGCUGCUGUUUCAUUUCUUACUCGGGACCAACCCAACGUGCAGUUCUGCAUUGUUGCUUUAGUCAUAAUUUUCUGCAGUACCAUCACUCUCUGCCUUGUGUUUGUACCUAAGCUCAUCACACUGCGGACAAAUCCAGAUGCAGCCACGCAGAACAGAAGAUUUCAGUUCACUCAAAAUCAAAAGAAAGAAGACUCAAAAACAUCGACGUCGGUCACCAGCGUCAAUCAGGCCAGCACCUCUCGGCUAGAAGGACUGCAGUCAGAGAACCACCGCUUGAGAAUGAAAAUUACAGAGCUGGACAAAGACCUAGAAGAGGUCACAAUGCAGCUUCAGGACACACCUGAGAAAACAACGUACAUUAAGCAGAACCACUAUCAGGAUCUCAAUGACAUUCUCAGUAUACGGAACUUUACAGACAGCAAAGAUGGUGAGAAAGCAAUCUUGAAAAAUCAUCUUGAUCAAAAUCCACCAGCACAAUGGGGCACAUCAGACCCUUCCAGAACAAGCAAAGAUCCUAUAGAAGACAUCAACUCUCCAGAACACAUACAGCGUCGGCUGUCCUUGCAGCUGCCCAUCCUGCACCACGCCUACCUGCCCUCCAUAGGAGGAGUUGACGCGAGUUGUGCCAGCCCCUGCGUAAGCCCCAGCGCCAGCCCUCGGCACAGGCACGUGCCACCCUCCUUCCGAGUGAUGGUUUCUGGGCUGUAGGAAGGAGAGAUCAGUGCUUCCUGAACUGCUUUUAAGUACUCAAAGACUGGUCUAAACAUCUGACAUAGAACUCUGCUACAAGCACGUGACAUUGGCUCUGAGCACAGAGAAACUACUGCUGAGGCCACCGCCACAGGAGUGCCAGGGUAGCUCAUGUGGGAAGGCGAAGGAGGAGGACACGAGGAGCUUGAUCUGUAGCCUUAUUCAUGGAGUUUUUAUUUCUUCACGUAGAAGUCACUGAAAACAUUUCUUCCCAAAUUUCUACUAACAACAAGGAGGCUGGGAAAUACGAAUCUAGCAAAAAAGACUCUAGGAAAAACACUCAAAUGUCACUGAGCUUUACGUGGCUGCUGAGAACAUGCAAUUCUAUACUGUAUCCAUGUAAGGAAAAAUACAGUGAUUGAGCUAUAAUGUAUUUAUUGAAAUAGAUACACUCAUUUUUACAAGAGUUGUGUUAAAUUGCUGGAAACAUUCUGCACUGGUUAGUCUUGCUCGUUUUCAUUUCAGGGAUGAUGUUCUGUAGGAAAGAAGGAAUGUGAGAAAUGAUUCCUCGGGUGCCAUUGAGACUGCAGGGUCACCUCAAACUAACAACGGUACAGGAAGCCCGAGCAGGGGCUGAAGUUACAACAGGAGAGAGCUGCUGAUGGAAUCACAGUACUUUGCCCUUCUCCAGGGAUGGCAGCCACUGCUGGCCAUCGGCAGCUUCGGUUUAAUGAGGUCUCAGAGCAAGCACCACCAACCAUAAUGUACUAAACUGCCUGGAAAAGUCCUCGGGCUGAGGACAGCUGGGUAGUAAAGUCUUAAUGUCACAGGAUGGAUUGUUUUUCAUAGUUUGUUUGAAUUAUGUCACACACAAUUACAAUAAAAAUAAUUUAGCGGACUGGGGGUGGGGGGUUAGGGCACAGCACUUUGCGGCUGCAGGCAACACCUGCAGAGCACAUAGAUGUGGCCAUACACUAUGUUUGCUUCGUACCUGCUUGUGUGACAGUCGUGGUGGACAACAGAGAAAACAGAUCAAAUUUACCAAUAGAAUAUUUCAUUUGAAUCUUCAAAGGGAAAAAAAAAAAAAAAAAAAAAGAAAAGAAUAAAAAUCAAAAACAACUCAAAAGCGUGGUUUUUACACUUUAGCUCUAUCCUCUGAACCGAAGUAAUUAGGAGGAACGAUAGCGGCACACCAUCUGGACCAGCUCUGGAGCUGAGCCUCCAGGCACAGGUGAGAUCCACGUGCAAUUUCUUUUUCCAAUGAACUGGAAAUGUGGCAUCUUUCUGCCAGGGCUGCUUGCUAGGAGCAGGGGGAAAAUACCCGAAGCAUCCACUGGGCUCUCAGUCCUCUUUGACCAAUGCCUGUGCAGCACAGACCAGACCUUGGGAAUGACGUUUCUACAAAGGUUUACAAAUUAACCAUGGCUAAAGCACAGCUAAAAAGGUCCAUUAGCUGAGGGACUUAACUGCAGCUUUGAUGAGCUGGCAUAUAUCUCCAUUGAAAAUAGAACACACCUCAUAGUGGCCAAAACCGAUGUGAAUAUAUAUCCGAAUCUUACAAUCAGGAGCAUCACAAAAUGUUUCACUUGGCACAUACAGUAAGAGAGGUUAUGGAAAUAUUGUAGCUUUUAGAACAAAAACAUGUAAGUAUAAACACAGAUAAAAUAGAACUCAUUACUCUGUUUAAGCACUAAACACUGACGUUGUCACUCAAUGUGUGUUGACAGUAUUCUCUUGCUUUAUUAAUAUCAUCAGGGCCUGGUUUAUUUUGAAAGGAAUGUUAAUUUUUAAAAAGAGAAAAAAAAUACAAAACUGUAUAUAAUGUAUACACAAAGAUCUCUGUAGAAAUAUUAUUCCAACUUAGCAGGAAAAAAAAAUCAGAAGUAUCGGACCAUUGGAGGUGAGUGUGUGUGUGUGUCUGUAACUUCGUGAAUACUGACUGUGUGACGUUUAUUAGGUUUAAACCAUGCAGUACAUUCUUUGUCUCAAUGAUACUGUAGUUUCUCCCAUAACAUUUUUUUUUUUUUUACUUUACUGCAGAUAACAAGACCAACCAAGUGAAUAUAGCUAUUUAAUGUUUCUGUUCUUUUAUACUGCAGCAAAAAUGUACUGUAAAUUUAUGAAGAGGCUGUGCCCCAAUGGCAUUUUCCAAUGAUGUUAGUGCACAAAUGCUUUAAACUAGACUGGAACUGCCAGAAUAAAAUGUAAAUGAAGAAUUUCUUGUAUAACCUUAUACUGCAUGAGAUCAAUUUUUAAUAAAUUGUUGCAAAUCUGUUUUUAUGAAUAAAAUAUAG
Molecule: messenger RNA, 5237 nt
Organism: Lagopus muta (rock ptarmigan)
Lineage: Eukaryota; Metazoa; Chordata; Aves; Galliformes; Phasianidae
Gene: GABBR2
Product: gamma-aminobutyric acid type B receptor subunit 2
Exons: 19
Coding region: 151-2961 (936 amino acids)
Biological process (GO): G protein-coupled receptor signaling pathway; gamma-aminobutyric acid signaling pathway
Cellular component (GO): membrane; G protein-coupled receptor heterodimeric complex
Molecular function (GO): G protein-coupled GABA receptor activity
Source: RefSeq, a predicted model, not a curated record